Messenger RNA from Gastrolobium bilobum, 1154 nucleotides. Its product is annotated as rho GDP-dissociation inhibitor 1-like. Gene Ontology annotation, molecular function: Rho GDP-dissociation inhibitor activity; protein binding. NCBI's taxonomy places the organism in Eukaryota, Viridiplantae, Streptophyta, Magnoliopsida, Fabales, Fabaceae. Gene Ontology annotation, biological process: Rho protein signal transduction. Gene Ontology annotation, cellular component: cytoplasm; membrane; cytosol. Bases 133 to 861 code for a protein of 242 amino acids. The record is from RefSeq and is a predicted model, not a curated record. The transcript has 5 exons.
UAUACUAAUGUUGUUGGAAACGAAUCCACAGAGAACUUCUCUACUUCACUUUGUGGUGAGUGGUGAUAACUAUUAACUACACACACACACAACAACAACAACACACACCCUAUCAUAGAGAGAGAGAGAGAGAUGGAGGGUGGGAAAUGGAAGAGAGCAGAGGAAACAGCAGGGCCAUCAUGUGGGGUCUCUUCUGCUUCUGGGAUUGGUGCAAGUAAACAAGAAAUCCCUGAAAACCCAGAUGAAGCUUUCCAUGAUCAUGGGAAGGACGAAGAAGAAGCUGAGGAAGAGGAAGAAGAAAAAGACAUUGAUGAUCAUAAAAAUAGCACCUUUGUUCCUGGCCCUCUUCUUUCUCUCAAGGAACAGAUCGAACGGGACAAGGAGGAUGAAAGCCUAAGGAGGUGGAAAGAGAAGCUCUUGGGUUGCUUGGAAAGUGAUUCAGAAGGUCAAAUAUAUCCUAAAGUGAAAUUCCACUCCAUUGGCAUAAUCUCUGAGGAUUUUGGUGAAAUGAUUACUCCUUUACCUGCGGAUGAAAACCAAAAUGGUCAUAUUCUAUUCACUCUCAGGGAAGGGUCUCAUUAUCAGCUUAAGCUAAAAUUUAGUGUUCUGCACAACAUUGUCUCUGGCCUGGCAUACUCCAACACUGUGUGGAAAGGAGGGCUUCAAGUUGACCAGAGCAAAGGAAUGUUGGGUACCUUUGCUCCUCAAAAAGAACCAUAUAUACAUGCCUUGAAAGAGGAUAUUACUCCAUCUGGCGCGCUUGCAAGGGGUGUCUACUCAGCCAAAAUCAAGUUUGAAGAUGAUGAUAGAAGGUGUCACAUGGAACUCAAAUAUUCAUUAGAGAUAAAGAAGAGCGUCUAGCCCGGGUCUGUGGCAUAUUGCCUGUCAUUUUAUGUGUCCUUUAAAAAGAGCACCUAGUUUCAUUUGUUACAAUAUUGAUUGUUGACACUAUUUGUUAUCUUUUAAGUGUUGUGAGUUGUGAUUGUGACAGUACUCUUUUAUACUUGCUAACUAGUCAUAUAGAAUGAACAUUGCGGUGAUGGCUAUUCGGCUGUUGGCAAGUCAUGUUAAGAACCUGAACAUUUGUACACAAACAAUCCACUAGAGUUUUCAAAGGGCUAAAGAAAUACAAAGUUCAACAUUUUUAUGAUUUG